Molecule: messenger RNA, 1539 nt
Organism: Drosophila persimilis
Lineage: Eukaryota; Metazoa; Arthropoda; Insecta; Diptera; Drosophilidae
Gene: eIF1A
Product: eukaryotic translation initiation factor 1A, X-chromosomal
Exons: 2
Coding region: 109-555 (148 amino acids)
Biological process (GO): translational initiation
Cellular component (GO): cytoplasm
Molecular function (GO): translation initiation factor activity; RNA binding
Source: RefSeq, a predicted model, not a curated record
UCUAGUAAAAGUGAUACACAGUAGAAUAUUGUCAUUUGUGUCGCCAAGGCAGAGCCAUAAGCAGCAACACCCCAGACAGUAGCAGAUACUCAGUAAAGCAGCAGCAAAAUGCCCAAGAAUAAAGGAAAAGGUGGCAAAAAUCGUCGUCGUGGUAAGAACGAGAACGAAUUCGAGAAACGCGAGCUGAUCUUCAAGGAGGAUCAACAGGAGUACGCACAGGUGACCAAAAUGCUGGGCAAUGGUCGGUUGGAGGCAAUGUGCUUUGAUGGCGUCAAACGCCUGUGUCACAUUCGGGGGAAACUUCGCAAGAAGGUGUGGAUCAAUCAGGGCGAUAUCAUAUUGGUCGGAUUGCGUGACUAUCAGGACUCGAAGGCCGAUGUCAUCCUGAAGUACACGCCCGACGAGGCCAGGAAUCUGAAGACAUACGGCGAGUUCCCCGAAUCGGUGCGCAUCAACGAGACAGUCACAUUCGUGGAGGAUGGCUUCGACGAGGACAUCGAGUUCGGCGACGAGAUCAGCUCAGAGGACGAUGCUGAUUCCGUUGACAACAUCUGAUUAACAAGAAAACAAAGGAAGAUGUUAUCCGGAGGAGCAGCAGCAUCAUCAGGAGGGGGAGGGACGGGUUCGAGUGCGAGUGCGAGUGCGGCAGGAACGUCCGGCGGUGCAAAGUCAGUCAAAGAGUAGGGAAUUAAACAAAUUGUAAAAAGCAAAGAAAACCAGACCCCCCACAACCACAUACCCAGCCAGACACACAGCAGGCUACCCAACAUCCACAGAGCGGCGACACGACCACUGGCAAAGAGCGACAACUACAGCCACAACAAUUACAGAUAAUAGCCCACAGUUUUUCAACAACUUCAAUGUCUUUCUAUAAACUUUUCGACUAGGUUCCAAAUUCAAAUUGUUUAAUCUAAUGCCGCGUCGCAAGCGACACGACAAACAACUAUGUAAUACAAUUAGUAGAACUGUUGCACUGAGCAGCAAACCAUGCCACACAGUGAAGCAACGAACAGAACACUAAAUCUUUAUGAAAUUAAACAAAGCAAAGAAAACCCAUAACAAAACGGAUACUAGUUAUUAUUCACAAAAAUCUAGAAAAAAAAUAAAACGCAGAAUAAAGCAAAUUCAUAAAUCAUAAAUAAUAGAAUAGGAGUUUAGCUAACAUUUAUGUGUGUAAAUGAGAAAGCGGAAGGUAUAGAAGUUUCCAUUGUAGCUAGCGAGUAAGCCAAAUCAAAUUAAAUCAACCAACCAUCGAGGUUUUGCCCCUCCCAAAAAGUGUUCCUUCUCGUCUUGUUUUAACUCUAUCUCUAUACUGGAUACUUGAUACUUUUGUGUUAUUUUUGAUGGUCUUCAUAGCUAUAUAUAUCAUAUAUUCCCAACGCCCCUUUUGUUUUUGCUGUCGAUGCAUUCGGUCCAGCUCCUUCCCUAUUUCCCUAUUUAGUUGUAAUUUAAUUCGAGCCUAACGAACGUGUAAAAACUAAAGAACAUUGAUUUUUUGUACUGAGUUGAACUCCAAUAAAUGGCGUUGAUUAACCCGAA